AUGGCGAAACUUCUGGCAACAGUUAAAGCUAUUAUUACUCGUUUAGUGUUCUCAGUACAUAGUUUAAUAGGAAUUUGGCAAGUGACAAUAUUCAAGAAAAAUCCCUUUUACUGGUACCUCAGCUCACCAAUACUUUUAUUAUUUUUCGAAGGAAUAUUUACAUUAACGAUCAAGGAAAAUCAGGAAUGGAAAUGGUUUUGUCCUUCCGUAUUUCUUUAUUUGGCUAGUAUUGUACCAGCAAUAUGGCUCCUAGAAUUGGACAAGGUUGAUCGUCGACUCAGAAUAAAAGAGGAAACUUUCAACUUAACUGCCUCCGCUGGUGAUAACUUCAAAGAACUGAAUAAUCUUAUAGGGGUGCAGAUCAAACUUCCUGAAUUGGCUUUGAGUACUGAAACUUGGAUAACCUUGAUUGAACAAUUUUUGAUGCUCAUUUUGAUAAUAGGAAGGUGGAUGCUACCAAAAGGAGAUCUUACGAGAGAUCAGCUCAGUCAAUUGCUAUUAGUUUAUAUUGGCACAGCAGCAGACAUAAUUGAAUUUUUCGACUCUUUCAAAGACGACAAGAUAGCUUCCGAGCCAAUACUGGUGUUACUUACUUUAGGAAUUUGGUCCUGGAGCUUGAUGCAAUUCACUGUGGUUUUAACUGCAACAAAAUCCCGAAAAUCUCGGCUUACCACUGCAGGAAAUUCUUUCAAAGAAUCCAAUAAUUGUUGUACCAUUGACGUGUGGGGAAUAGCGAUCAAUAUUACUCUUCAAGAUGCACCUUUUCUGGUUUUCAGACUGCUUUUGAUUACCCAUUUCAAGAUUAUCUCUUAUAUGAACGUCUUUUUCACAUGUAAAAACACCUUGGUAAUUUUGCUUCAACUAUACAGGCUAUAUGUGGUACAUAGUGAACACAGAAAGAAGAUGUUGAAGAAGGAACGAAUGGAACUGUCUAAUAUUUCUAUUAUAUCUAGGGGAGAUAUGUAUGACCUGAAAAAGAAACGCACAUCGAGGGCAAAAAAACAAGAAGAAGAAUCUGGAGAUAGUGAUGAUUUGGAAAAAAGAGGAAUUGAAAGAAAGAGGAAGACGAAAAGUAACCGUAAGGACACUGGAUAUUCUACAGGGAGUUCACAUAGUUCGAAUCAUCAUCGACAGAAAUAUUCUGUAAAGCAACAGCCUGAUUUCAAGAGUAUUUCUGAGAAGCACUCAUCUCGAUCGAAAGCAUCUGAUUCGAAGGAAAGAAAAAAAUUGAAGAAUCAAAUGACCCUUUCUGAAGAAAGUGAAACAGAACUUUCUCUACCUAAUACACCAGUGAAAAAGAGUAAUUCGAAAUCCUCUGAGAAGAAAUUUUCCAGGAAAACCACAAAAUCAUUGUCAUCUAGUCGUUCGUCUUCUGAAUGACGCCAUGAAUUAGCCAUUAUGGCAAUAUUUUGCUUGUAUAUUUUCAUUUUCAUUUGCUGUUUGUUAUUUAUUUAUUGUGGAAUAAACAGUGGAGGAUUGGUUAUUGCUAAAGUAUAUAAAAAUAAUGCUACUAUAUGAAA
This is a messenger RNA of Coccinella septempunctata (seven-spotted ladybird), 1520 nucleotides long. RefSeq names its product transmembrane protein 26. Bases 1 to 1380 code for a protein of 459 amino acids. The transcript is spliced from 7 exons. The record is from RefSeq and is a predicted model, not a curated record. NCBI's taxonomy places the organism in Eukaryota, Metazoa, Arthropoda, Insecta, Coleoptera, Coccinellidae.